GUGCUGUGGUUUGAGAUUGAACAUGCAUGACAAGGUCUAACUUUUAAGAGUUACUCCUAUCCGAUGUAAGGCUCUGAACGCCUCCAUUUCAUUUCUCAGUUUUCACAGAAACUGGCCAUUGGAAAAACCACUUUAAAAAGAUGGGAAGUGCUGGAGGGGUGGUGACCUCACUUGUCAUGCGUGGCAAGCAAUGCCAUUCUAUCUUCGACCUGGCUGAGCUGUGGAACUUGUGCACCGUCACUGCAGAGCAGCCUUUUCCAGAAUAGUGAUAUGUGCGUGCAGCUUGCAGGUGUGGUUGAUAUCAAAUUGUAUUCUCAUUAUGACUUGGAAAGCUGACUUUGAAGGCAAAUGAGAAGAUGCACAUAGCUUCACGUCACGGGAAAAAAGUGCAAUGGAACUGAAUCGCUGACUCUGAUUGUGACAAGGGUACCAGUUUAUUUAUUGACAAUCCAACAUUUGUGAGCUGACCAUCUUGUCAACCGUCGUGUUGACUUGGUAUAGUGCAAUCAUGUUUGUCAAUACUGUUGCACUGAAAGACUAGAAUCCAUCUAUCUAGAAAAAUAAGUUACCCGACAUUGCUGUGUUUGAUUUCCCAGAGGGCCAAAACAGUGGCAUGUUACAAUCUGAUGACUAACUACCAGAACCUUCAUCUAAAACAUUUAUUGUUAGUGUUGUGGACUUAAAGAAAAGGUGCAACAGCAUGAAAGUCCACAUGAAAGUUUUAAAACAAGAAAAUGAUGCUUUGAAAAUGCAAAGUGAAAGAAUAUAAAGAGCGUACCAACGACCUCAAGGAAAGGAAUGAAUUGAUAACUACAAUAAAUCUUGAUUAUCAAAAGGAGAGAAAAGAUAUGAGGGAGAACUGCAACCAUGUUUGUCCGCGCUCAAGUUCAGAUGGUAAUUACCCUGGAAUCAAUAGUAGUUAUAUGUAUUUUGGAUUAAAACACAGCUUCUUUCCGAUACAUAUUGAGGACCUUUCAAUGUACAGUAUCAAUUUCCUCCACCGACGUGGGUUCCCCAAGAUUUGGGUGGUUGUGCCUCCGACAUCCAUUUCCAAACUACACCAUUUUCUGUCAAGAGAGUUUGCUGGCCCAGCACAACAUAGAACAUGUAUUGGACUCCUUAGCCACAAAUACUUUGUCCCGACGCCAGCCUGGUUGAGAAGAAAUGGAAUACCCUUCAAAGUGGUUGUCCAGAGAAAUGGGGAAGGUGUCCUCGUGGCACCUAAUGCAGCCCAUUUUGGCUUUAAUACGGGGAACAACUGUGCUGAGGCAACUAAUUUUGCCUCCAAGGCCUAUCUACCCUAUGGAAUUGUGUACCCGAAGUGUACCUGCAUGCCCGGCGAGGUCCAUGCAGAUUUGACAGUGGUUAUCAAGUCUCAAAGUCCUGAAUUGCUGGAAGCAUACAAGGCUGGAAAGGUACCAGUUGUGUCCUCUCCAAAUUUUUAAAAUAGGAUUGUGCAUUCACAUCUGUGGAGG
Frankliniella occidentalis (western flower thrips) is the source of this 1475-nucleotide messenger RNA. Its product is annotated as lysine-specific demethylase 4D-like. The record is from RefSeq and is a predicted model, not a curated record. Gene Ontology annotation, cellular component: nucleus. Lineage: Eukaryota; Metazoa; Arthropoda; Insecta; Thysanoptera; Thripidae. The transcript has 8 exons. Gene Ontology annotation, molecular function: histone H3K36 demethylase activity; histone H3K9 demethylase activity. The coding region runs from base 849 to 1445 and encodes 198 amino acids. Gene Ontology annotation, biological process: chromatin remodeling.